CGCAGUGUCUUCUCCAGUACUGAACAUCAGAAAGCUAUCCAAGAAAAUUGAAUAAAGCUAACUGAUAAUCCAAAUCGCAGGCAUCAGGGCAAACGUGAGCACGAACGCAAGGAUCGCUCCAGCAGCAUAAGAGCAAUUAGGAAGGAAAGUUGAAAACCAAUUCCAGCAGAUUCCAGUUUUACAAAUUAUAAGAUAGUUAUUCAAAAUUUAAAUUUUCUUGUUCAAGUUUAGUACCAUCAUAAAAGAGAAAAACAUAUUUUACGGCUUCGUUUUACCCUCUGACACAAAGUGAAGUUUUAGUUCUCCAGUUCCAUUUCAAGUUUUUCAAAAAAAAAGUUUCCUUCAACGAUUUGUUAGCAAAAGAAAGUUACAAGUUUGAAUUGGUGAUUGAAGUUAUACGAACGGAAAGUCCAAGAAAAGUCAAAACUUUGUUCAAGGAAAAUUUAAAAUUUCAUUGAUCUGUCUGUUCGUCGAAGGAAAUCGGCCAAGACUCCCCAUUGGGAAGGAAGAAGAAGUAGCAGCCGUGGAAAAGUUUCCUUCGUGGCCGCAUUAGUACGGUGGAAAACUCUGUUGUGGAGAAGUGCGCAAGGAGAAAGAGAGAGGAAGAGCUAUUUGUGUGUGGCCCGACUGUAUCCAAGUGAGAGCGUUCUAACAGCAGCGGAAGAGAAGCAAAGGAGCAGCAAAAGGACAAAAAGGAACACUACGGAAAAGGCUGGCUGCUGAACUCCCUUUUCCGAGCCCUGUCGUGGUGGUGGCGUGAAAAUUGUGCGAGAAAAGAGCAUUUGGGUGGCAAGAGCAAAAGAAAAUCCAGAGAGCGUAGUGAGUGGGGUUUUUCAAAAUUCAAAUCGAAGGCACAAGGCUAGUGUGUUAGUGAACUCUGGUUGAUUUUGACAGAUCCUGAAAACACUCCUCAUUGCACGGGUGCGGCCAUAUUCAAUUACACUUACACAGUGAGCACAUACGCACACACAGACAUUGUUCACACUAAGAGUUGGCCCCAUAGUCCAAAGACGACAACGGACGGCAUUUCUGUGUGAAGAUUCCAAUCGGUUAGCUCCGGCUGCAGAAAAUUGUCCUUUUGGUCAAAUCAUUAGUCUAUUAUAUCUGGGACCGAGUGUCAUCUCGUCAGUGUCGGAAGCUCUUGUGAAGGCAAACUGUCAAAUCUAUCGGCUAGUGAAAUGUCGGGGGAUCAAAGUGGUCCCGUUGAGUUGAACGGCACCGGUACUGCCGGUGACGGAUCAGGUGUCGAUGGAAUCGUCACCAAUGGGGGCACCCCGGGAGGGGAAGUCACCAUGAACGGUGGCGGUGGAGAUGCCAUCACCCCGGGAGGUGGUGGUGGCAGCGAAGCUGGAGGCCUCGGUGGUCUGAGCACCGUAGACGCUGGCUGUUCCGAGGGACCGUCCAGCAUCAUCGGCGUUGGGCCACCGAGUCCACUAACCGGGUGUUACUUGCUGAUCAUCAUCGGAGAGCCACACUCGCAGGACCACAAGGAUAUUAUCCUACAGCGGCUGGUUAAAGGCUUUCUCUCAUGGGACGCGACGGACUGUCACGUCGACCUUGAGGAGGAACUCCAUACCAUCACUUUGCAAGCUCUCGAAGGUGAAGAAGGCAAGCACGGUGAACGUUUGAUCCAGUACGCAAGCGAGAAUCUCGUCACGGAGAUCCUGAUCCAUCCGCAGAUCAACACCUUCAUCCAGUGCAUACGGAACCUUCUGAGCAGCUUCACCCGGCACCGACACAUCAUCCACGCUGGUUAUACUUUCGCCGGAAAUGGCUCCUGGGUCCUACAGGACGGCACCUUCUCUGUGGUGGACUUUAUGGAGGCAUUCCAGGAGCACGAGGUACAACGGGUGCUGCGUGCCUAUCCGGAGACGAUCACCAUGGACGUACACUGCGCCCCGGUUGGCAACUGGCAAGCCAUUCAGGACAAAACCUUUGCCCGACUCUGUCGCAUCCGUCUGAAUCCAGUCGAUGUGCUGAGCUCGGGCAGCGAAAAGUUAAAUGCAUUUGUGGACUAUCUAGCAUCGAUGAUCGUACCAACGGAGAUCUCCGAACUGUUGGAAAGCUCCGACGUGGUCGGCAAUAUCCGCUUCAGCCAUCCGACUCUGUAUGUCUUCCCCGGUGGACAAGGCGACGCCGCAUUGUUUGGUAUAAACGGAUUCAACAUGCUGGUGGACGGCGGCUUCAGCAGAAAAUCAUGCUUCUGGGACUUUGUUCGCCAUCUGGAUCGCUUAGAUGCUGUGCUGAUGACUAGGAUCAACAACACCAACAUCAAGGGCAUCUCAGCUGUAGUUGAACGGAAACACGAAGCUCACGUCUAUCCCCAGAUUGGGCACUUUUUCUGUAACAUUCCUGAGCGAAAGGGACUACUCAGUCCUGACGGUGAUAAAGAUCGUGAUCCUUUGCUGGUAGACCUCAUAGAGGAGGGUCAUCAAAUAGUAAACAACCUUAAGACAUUGAACCUUAAAGCACAAAACUGCUACCGUGAUGCUGAGCCUAUUAAUCUUUAUCAUAAAGUCGGUCACGGAACGCUAGACAUGUACGUCAUAAGUCCAGCGAAGGAUUCCAAAGAAGUCAAAGAAUUCCUUGCUAAAUGGAAUGCAGCUGAUCCAAAGCUGUUCUCUCCAAAAGAUUCUAAAGAGUUUGUAUUCCCCAUGCAGAACAUAAUAUCUAUCUGCGCCCUAUUAGUUUGGACACCGGCAAAUCCAGAAGACAACAUAACCCGAAUUCUCUUCCCUGGAUCCGCACCAGAGUACAAAAUCCUUGAAGGAUUAGAAAAGAUGAAGAGCGUGGAAUUCAUGCGCCAACCGGUGUGCACAGUCAAGUCAAUAGCGUCGAGCAUCUCGACACAAACAAUCAUGAAAAAAUCACUAAAAUCAUCAUCCAUCGAUAAGAUCAUUCCCGAGCCAAUCCUUCCGUCCAAGUCAACGAAACCAUCUGAGAAGGAUAAUAAGAUUUUAGACAACAAAAUGAAAAUGAUCGACAAUAGACUGGCCGACUCCACCAAAAGCUCAUCGGACAUGAUGGAUAGCUCGGCGGAUGAAGCUAAACUGGAAAAGCACAUCACCAAGUCAAGCGUUGCAGCCAUUACCACGGCUAAAGUCACUGUUAGCAAAUCCAAAGUAAUUAAAACGACGUCUACCGAAUCGACAAAGAAAAUUGAUAGCAUGCUAAUUGAAACCAGCAAAAAAAUUGACCUCGACGAGAAAAAGGACUCAUCCGAUGCAGGUUCUGAAAAAGACGAAAAUGAAAAGAAGGAAACUGCUGAAGAUUCCAUUCCUGAGAAGAAACUAAUUCAAGACAGAAAAGACGACGAGUCGAAAGAAUCCAAAAAAGAAGAAACCGUAACAGCGAAAGACGAAACCAAAGCAACUAGAAAGGUUUCUGACAAACCUACCAGACCGAUAACAGCUCGUUCAAGAUUCGACACAAAACCACCAAAAGCGACAACGAAAACCAUUAAGAAGAAAGAAGAUACUAAAUCUUCACCAACAACUCCGAAGAAAUCAGUUGAACCCAAACUUACCAACGGUGUUUCGAAGGACGAUGAGCCGAAGAAAGCAGCAGGUCCUCCAAAAACAACGAAACCGAUGACAACCAGACCUGGUAAGGCAAGCCCGAAGAGUACACCCGCUAAAAGCGCAAAGGAUGCCAAUAACCGUAAAGUUCUGGAAGCCCGUCAACGACCCGCUGCUAAGCCCGCUCCGGCAAAGCGAGAUUCGACGGAGAAGAAGGAAUCACCCCCAAAAAUUGAACGAAAACCGAUUUCUCGCCGACCUAAGGCACCCGCAUCGGCCGCUCCAGUCGGAGGAAGCCCGGUAAAGGCGAAGAAAGUCCUCAAAUCCGAAAAGGAUGCUGUUAUACGCAAAGCCAAACUAGAUAAGAACGGUACCACCGAUUCCAGUCUAGUUUCCACACCAAGUGCGGAUGAGGCCGGAGUCGCUGUACAGAAGCGCAUAGUCGAUUCUGCAGUAUCUACUACGACAGCUGGUUCGGAUAUUGACUCCAUCCAACAACAACACUUGGACGAACUUAAAGAGGAACAAGAAGCGGUUCGAGAAAUUGAAGCCGUCUUCAAACGUGACUCCGAAAAAAUCAAACGCCGAGAAGUUCUUUCGGAGCAUCGUGAGAUUCAGGACAGUGCCACAGAACCCGAAGAAGAGGAGGAGUACUUGAUCAUUGAGAAGGAGGAACAGUAUACCGAAGAUUCCAUCAACGAACCAGAAAGCAGCGCAACGAAGGAAGAAGAGAUUCAAAAGCAUCAACGGGACUCUCAAGAAUCCGAGAAGCGCAAGCGCGAUAGCCUAGACGAUGAAAAAGAAGAGAAGGCUGACGUCGGCAAAAUUGAAGGUGAAACGGCUGCUGUAGUGGAAAUUAUCGAAGGUGAGAAAGACGAGGAACAACAGGAAGAGGAGGUUCAGCAAGACGACAAAGAGAAUGUCCUGGAAAAGGAGGCGGUCGAGGAUGUAAAGGAGGAACCCAGAGAAGCAGAGAAGCUGUCGCCCAAGCAUAAGCAGGACAUCGAAGAAGAAGUUCAAGAUAUUAUUGCUUCGGCUAAGGAAAUUGCCAAGUCGAAAAUGGAAACAUCUAUGGAUGGAUUAAAAACGGAGGAAAUGUCAUCAAUCAGCCCGGACGAGAAAAUGAGCAGUACGAAAAAGACAAGUGAUACGCGAGAAGAGACCGAACCAGAGCCAAUUCAAAAGGAGCACAUUGAGCCGCCUCACGAGAGUCACCACGAGGAAAGAGUGUCCGCUACGGCGGAAUCUGGCGCAACGACCACGGCUCCAACUUUACCUGAAGAUGAACGUAUUCCGUUGGACGAAAUCAAGGAAGAUCUCGUGAUUGAAGAGAAGCACGUCAAGGAAGAAACGAAGGAAGUCGAGAUUGCACCUCCACUUCCGACCGUCUACGAGCCACUAGAAAGGCCAACACCAGCGAAAAUGCACUUCAGUGCACAGCAAGCCCACAUGAGGGAUGUUGUCAAGACCCCAGAUGAAGUUGCGGACUUGCCUAUGCACGAAGAGGCUGAUUUUGAGGAAUACAGCGAGGACAAGGAUAAAGAAGAUGGAAAAGAACGAGAUAUUAAGGAGAAACCUGAAGUUGCUGAUACAGCACAAAAGCAGGAGACUGAUGUGAAGCAACCCGAGAAGACUGAUAAAGUAGUAGUGGAUAAAUCGGCGGAAAGUGAUAAACUAUGUGAUACAGUAAAAGACGCCAAGCAAGAAGUGCAAGAGGUUGUUGAAAAAGUAGAGAUUGACACAAUGGUCGAAAAACCACCAAAACUAGAUACUCAGCAAUUAGCUAAGGAUAAACAAGACGAAGCUGCCGUUCUUGAAGAUCUCGAAUCACAGAUCAUUUCCACUGAGCCAGAGAUUAAGAAACAACCGGAAGUGGUAAAGUUGGAACAAGAACCAGAACAAGUCAUUGUCGAUGAUGAAGAAGACAAAAAAUCAGUCCACGAAGAUGUGAUUGUUGCCACAAAGGUCGAACCAGUAAUUCCGGUAACAGAGCCAUCCGUGUUGGACGAGAUCUGGAGUGCACCUCAAAAGGUAGAAGAGAAACUAGACGAACUGAAGCAAAUAAUCGACGAUAAGGCGAAAGAAACAACAUCGGAUCUAGUGGCCAUGAAAGACGAGAUGAUCAAAGAAGUGAUUGAACGCAAGGAAGAUGUUUUGGAUAAGGUCAAACAAGAGAUCAUCGAUACAGACAAGAAAGUGAAGGAGACGGUUACCGAGCUAGGUGAAGAAGCCGAAAAGGUUGCUGUACAAUUUGCUGGAGAAAUUGUCAAAGAUCUUAGCGGCAAGGCCGACGCUGUUAGUGAAGAAUUGCACGAAAAAGCUCUACAACUUGAUGAGAAGUUGGCAUCAGAAGUAAACAAAAUUAAAACUGGUGUUGAGCAAGUUGCUACUAAAGCGGAAAAAGUCCUCGAUACCAUAGAAACCGAGAAGAAAGAGCUUGAAAAAUUGGCAACUGACAUCAAACAAGAGGUAUCUGGAAAAAUUGACGAAACCAAAAAGCAGAUAGAUGCCGAACUGAACAAGGCAGCGGAACAAGUCCAGGAAAAGGCCAAAAGCGGGAUUAGUUCAUUCUUUGGUGAUAUCAGUGAGAGUAUCAAAUUGGGAAUAGAGAAAGUGGCCGAUAAGGUGGAAACUAAACUCAAAGAUAAAACCGAGCAAAUUGAAACUCGUCUGCAAGAGGUAAGUGACAAAAUCGAGGAAAUGAAAGGCAAGGAAGUAGUUGAGGAAGUGUGUGAAAAGAAGGAAGAAGCCAAGGCUCCGGCAUCAUCAGACGCAGCCGUUGGCUUUGAAACGCCGUUUGGCUACGAGCGUACAUUCACACAAGAAUUAAGAGAAACUCAUAUAACAACACUCGAUUCCCCGAUAUCUGAUGGCGAUAAAAUUGUAGAUUUAAAGUCUACAGUGAAAAUUCCGCAGAACAUUGAUGAAGAUAAAGAGCUGGAAGAGUUGGAGUCCAAGCAGAUGACUGGUUCGUAUAUUAUUGAGGAAGUCAAAUAUUCAAGCUUUGAGGAUGCAAAUCUUCGUGAGAUCAAGGAGGAGGAGGAGGAAGAUCGUGUUACCCCACCUCAGAAAGGCUCAUCGCCAAAGCUUGAGCCAUUAGUUGCUCCACCACGUGCCAGAACCCCAGAAGACGUCGCUAAGAUUGUGGCAAAUGUUGCCGAAGUUCUGAAGUCUGACAAGGAUUUAGAAGAAAUAAUUCCAGACUUUGAUCCACAUGAGCUGGAGCGUAAACUAUCGCAAGGAAUCGCGCGUGAAGAAGAUGUUGGUACUGUUCAACGAAUGCUGGUUACCGCUAGUAGUGAAGAUGGUGGAGAAGAAACGGUCAUCUGUCCGGAUGGAACAAUAACGUUUUCCAAAUCGGCGACACCAGAGCCUCCAGCAUCUGGAAAAACCACCCCAGAGAUCAAGGUUGAUGAUAAAACUGUCGAAAAUGAACUAUCGGGAGUGAAACAUGAAAAACCACAACUACCAGAAGUGAAACAAGAUGAAAAGUCCAGUCCAGCUUCAUCUGGCAAGUCUUCACCAGAUUUGAAAACUUCGCCAACCUCGAUUGAAGAAAAAGACAAACAUGAACUGCCAGAGAAGGUUGUUAUUGAAGCUAGAAAGACUCCCGAUAAGGCAACAGAAGAUCGCAAGGAAUCCAUUGCGGAUCAGUAUGACCAAAUCGACGAUUCUAGACGUGAGUCCGCUAUUAGCACUUUCAGUGAACGCGACUAUACAAAAGACGAAAGCUCAAUUCUUGACGAACGUGACUCUUCUAGAGCACAUUCGAUUUCAAGUCACAUUAGUGAUUUGAAAGAAGAUGCAGCCGAUGCCAAAUCGGCAGCAGAUUUCAUCAAAGAAUCAGAUAAGCAGCAAGACGUAUUUGCUGAACCUGAGAAGCAAAAAGAUACCUCGGCUAAGAAAAGCGAAGAAUUGUCAAGUCCGGAAUCGAUAACUAGUCAAAAAACAGUUUCAGAGAAGUCUGUCGCUGCGGAGGCAGUUGCUCCAGCUCAUCCAGAUGAGAAAUCGCCACUCGAUGAUAAAUCCAAGAAAGAGUCAUCUAGGCCGGAAUCGGUAAUUAGUCAUGCAAGUGAAAAAGCGCCCUCAGACAAGGUAUCUGAAGCAGCCGAAUUAUCACGCCCGCAAUCUGCGGCAUCAGCAGACAAAUCGCCACAAGUUGAAACUAAAGUUGGUACGUCGAAGGAUCAAUCACGACCCGAAUCAGCUGCUUCGCAUCUAAGUGAAAAGUCUGGGACAAAAUCUGAGACACAAGAACCAUCUCGGUUAGAAUCAGCAACGCCAGAAAAACUGAAGCAAGAUGUCGUGAAAGAAGCUUCUCGUCCCGAAUCUGCUGCUUCUCAUGUUAGUGAGAAAGGACUUGCGGAUAAAGUUGAAGCUCCACAAGAAUCACAACCAGCAUCGCGCCCAGACUCGUCAGCUGUUACUGAACGACUUGAAACAGAAGCCGAUGAUAAAUUACAAUCGCGUCCGGAAUCGGUUGUCUCACACGUCAGCGAUAAACAAUCAUCUGAUAAGAUUGAUAUCAAACUGGAAGAAACAACUAAAUCAUCCAGACCAGAAUCCGCUGCUUCGCAUGUAAGUGAACCAAUUUCUUCAGAACAGAUAGAAACUGCAACUGAAGAAGUUAAAAAAUCUUCCCGGGCUGAGUCCGUAGCCUCACACAUUAGUGAAAAGGAAGCCGAGGAACUGCAACAAGAAACAAAGGAAGCUUCAAGACCUGAUUCUGUUGCAUCUCACGUUAGCGAGAAAGCCUCCCCUGAGAAGAAGGACGUCAAGGCAGACGAAAUCAAGGAAACGUCACGCCCUGCAUCGGUUGCAUCUCAAAUUGAUGAUAAAUCACCCCCAGAGCAGAAACAAACAACUACAUCUGAAAAAACAGAAACAAAUCUUGGCGAAACUAAAGAAGUUUUGAGACCAGAGUCAACUGCGUCAAAUGUCAGCGAAACAUCAGAAGUAAAGAAAGACGAAAACAAGGACGUUGGCCACACUGAAAAAGAAGUUGCCAAAGAAUCUGUACCAUUGACCGCUAGUGAGAAGAUUUCCGAUAAAACAGAGACUAAUCAGGAAAAACCUGCGGAAGAUUCACGACCUCAAUCAGUCGUGUCACAAGUUGACGAAAAAGCUCCUGCUGAAACAGUGAAAGUAGAAGAUGACAAACACGCUUCACGGCCAGAAUCUGCUGCUUCUCAUAUCAGCGAAACAACUUCAGCAGAAAAAGCGGAACCGAAACAGGAUGAAACCAUAGGUGAUAUACGUUCCGGAUCUGCUGCCUCCCAUAUCAGCGACAAAGAUGAAGGCAAAAAGGAGGAUUCCAAAGAAGUAUCACGACCCGAGUCAGUGGCUUCUCACACCAGUGAAAAACAAGAUGUUAAGGACGACACGGCUUCAGUAAAAGUGGAAACUAAAUCAGUGGAAAGUAAAGAAGUUUCUCGUCCCGAAUCAGUAGCAUCCCAGGCCAGUGAGAAGAUAUCUGAUGAUAAAGAUACUAAAAAAGAUGUGAAAGAGGACAUUAGUUCUGAAAAAGGGGAAACUAAAUUAGUAGAAAGUAAGGAAGCUUCGCGUCCCGAGUCUGUAGCAUCUCAUGCUAGUGAGAAGAUUCCAGAUGAUAAAGAAACCCAAGAAGAUGCGAAGCACGACAUUACUUCCGAAAAAAGCGCUACUAAGUUAGAAGAGAAUAAGGAAGUUUCACGGCCCGAAUCGGUAGCAUCUCAUAUCAGCGAGGCAGUUACUAGUGAAAAAGAAACGAAGGAACAAUCACGACCAGAAUCAGCUGCUUCUCAUAUCAGUGAGAAAAUAACCACUGAAAAAGAUGACACUAAAGAAGCAUCAAGACCUGAAUCAAGAACAUCCCAAGGCAGUGGAGCAGCGGAUACCAAAUUGGAAACAUCGCAGCGUUCAGGAUCAGUUGCUCUGCAAAAUAAUGAGGAACUUUCACAAACUAAACAAGAAGAGAAAGAUCUUUCACGAGCCGAAUCGGCGGCUUCUCAUGUCAGUGAACAAGCAUCCGAAAAAUUAGAUGCAAAGUUGGAUGAUUCUAAAGAAAAAUCACGACCUGAAUCAGUUGCUUCUAAUAUAAGCGAAAAAGCUGAUAUUGUUAAAGAGUCUUCUCAGUCAAGUGGGGUUCCAUCGCAGCUUGGCGAGAAGACAGAAGAAUUGCGACCCGAGUCAGCAGCUUCCAAUGUGAGUGAGAAGACUUCAGAGAAACAAGAUACCAAGCAAGAAGGAACAGAAGAAGUUCUGCGACCUGAAUCAGUUGCUAGUGAUAAGACUGUUGAAAAGGUAGAUUCCAAACAGGAAGAAAUUAAGGAUGUUUCAAGACCCGAUUCGGUUGCAUCGCAUUUGAGUGAUAAAGCUACUAAAGAUAAACAAACGAAGCAAGAAGAAGUUUCGCGGCCAGAAUCGGUCACUUCGCAAGCGAGUGAGAAAGCAUCUGAGGACAUACAUACAAAACAAGAAACAUCAACGGCAGAAACGGUUACAUCUCAUCUGGGUGAGAAAGCUCCGGAAAAACAUGAAGAAGUACCACGACCGGAAUCUGCCACAUCUCAUGCAAGUGAUAAGACUUCGGAGAAGUCAGAUGCCAAACUAGGGGAACCAAAGGAACCAUCACGGCCAGAAUCGGCUGCUUCUCAUGUGAGUGAAAAAACUUCUGCUGAAACAGUAGAUGUGAAAGACUCUACUAGCCCGAUCACUGGAGAUGUCAAACAAGCAGAUAUAGAAGAUCAUAAACCAACAGAUUCAGUUGUUUCUCAUGUAGAUGAGAAAAAACCUUCUGUGCAGGGAGAAGUCGAGGUUGUGUCAAGACCAGAAUCAGUAGCUUCUCAUGACAGCGUUAAAGCUCCUGAAAAGGAAGAUUCCAAGAAAGAAGACGUUAAAGAAGUUUCACGACCAGAAUCAGUGGCUUCAGAAGUAAGUGAGAAAAUUACUUCUGAGAAAACUGAAACCAAGAAAGAAUCCGUAGAGGUUGAGCAGCUGAAAUCAAUCGCAUCUCAAGUCAGCGAAAAAGUCACAAUCAAUAAAUCGGACAUUGAACUAACCGAGUCGAAGAAACCAAUCCAACAGGAAACAGUAACUGACAAGACAGAAACAAAAUCGGAACUGAAGGAUUCCUCGCGGCCACAGUCAGCUUCAUCUCAAAUUAGUGACAAGGAACCAUCGAAGGAUGGAUCAAAAUCAGAAGACCGGUCUAGGCCUGAGUCCGCCAUAAGUGAGAAAGCGUCAUUAGCUGAGGACAAAGCUACCGAGUCCAAAGACGAUUCUGCAAAAUCAGAGGAGAAGGGUGAUUCUCGACCUGCUUCUGAAAGUUCGCAUGUAAGUGAAAAACAUUCUCCCGCGAUGAAAGAUUCUUCACGUCCCGAUUCUGCAGCAAGUCACGUCAGUGAAAAGGGGUCAUUAGAUCAAACACUUCCACAGAAAGAAACAUCACCUCCAGAAUCAGCUGUUACCGACAAAUCACCUACAAAGGAUACUAAGCCAGAAGAAAAGUCAUUGCAAGGAAGUGAAUCCCGUCCUUCUUCAGUAGCAAGUCACAUUAGCGAGAAGGUAUCUUUGGAUAAAAGUUCUGAAAAAGAAGAAUCUAGACCUGCAUCAGCCGUUAGUCACAUAAGUGAGUCAGGCCCAUCGGAAAAACUCGACGUAGUAAAAUCAGAAGAUAAAGAUGUAUCGCGUCCGGCGUCAACGGCAAGUCAUGUGAGCGAUAAAGCAGAUGCGGUUGAUGACAAAAUCGCUACAGUCAGUGAAACGGGGGCGAGUCAACCAAGUAAGAAUGAGCCCUCAUCGACUAGCGAGAAAGUGGUAAAAGACACAUCAGAUUCUGCUCCGAUUGACCAAAGUCAAGCUUCACGGCCAGAAUCGGUCGCUAGCGACAAGUUAGACAAAUCACCAGCAGUGGAAUUGAAGCUAGCUAAUGAAGAACACUUGAAGUCAACGUCUGUCUGUGAAAAGGAAACUCCCAAGGCAGCAUCUGAAAAGGAAUUGUCCAGACCUGUGUCGGCUGCCAGUAACGUGAGUGACUCAGCACAACAUGCGUCGCGACCCGAAUCAGCACAGAGCCACGUAAGCACCAAGACUCAAGAAACGGAUAGUGUCCAUAAGGAAGAUUCCAAAGAAGAAAAAGCCACAUCUCAACCAGUAUCUGUCGCUAGUUCAGUGAGUGAUGAAAAAGCACAAGCCCAACCAGAAACUGUAGCAUUGAAAGAGUCAAAAGUUGAAGAUAUAGAAUCAUCUCAACCAAAACCUGCAAGUGUUGCUUCAAUCGAUAAAGUAGGUGAUGGGGAUUAUUCGCGACCGGAGUCACCAGCAAGCUUUUCCAGUGACAAAAUCGAAACUUCAAAAGAACCUGCAUCAGCGCAUGUAGAGAGGGACUUAGCCCGCCCGGAUUCUGCUUGCAGUUAUCACGGCGAGCCGAUUCCUGAUGAGAAGACAUUCUCUCGUCCGCAAUCCCCGGAUAGUUUUGCCGAAGAUAAACUGGAAGAAACGAAACUGGAAACUGAACUUGUACAUAAAUCGGAUGACACCUUGACGCAAGAAACAAAAUCAGUACCAAAAGAGGAUUAUUCUGAGCAGAAAGAAUUCUCACGACCAAGCUCACCAGCUAGUUGUGGAGAUGAACCGGAACUUACAUCAAAGUCUCCCGACUCAAGGGUUCCCGAAAAGAAUCUUGCUAGAAAGGAUUCCGUGGAAAGCUAUCAUGGGGAGCCAAUCCCUGGCGAGAAACAAUUUUCAAGGCCUGAUUCUCCAGCGAGCGGUGGUGAAGAUGACAUUGUUGACAAUGCGAUUAAAUGCCAAGAAAUCUUGAAACCUGAAUCAACUAGCAGCCUUGCUAGCGAAAAGGAUAAAUCACCUAUCGUCAAUGGAGAUGAUGCAUCCGAACAUGCAAUUGAGUCCAAAGAAGCUUCAAGACCUGCAUCAACUGCCAGCCACACAAGCGAUAAAGAUAAGUCCCCUGUCGACUGUAGAGAAGACGCUUCUGAAUCUGCGAUCAAGUCUAAGGAAGCUUCAAGGCCUGAAUCAACGACCAGUCACACAAGUGAUAAAGAUAAGUCACCUGUCGCUAGUGAAAAAGACGCGUCUGAAUCUGCAUUAAAGGCCCCGGAAACUUCAAGACCUGAAUCAGCUGCCAGUCAUACAAGCGAUAAAGAUAAAUCACCUGUCGUUGGUGAAGUGAAAUCGCUGAAAAAGGACGAAGGGCAAGCUUCAAGGCCAACAUCGGCAGCGAGUCACAUUUCAGAAAAGUCAACUACCAUUGAGUCUAAAACUGAAUCACGAAGAGAAUCAGCCGUACAAGAAGACCGCCCGUCAUCAGCAAUGAGCGACCAUGAGGAUGAACGGGAAGAGAAAAUCAUUUUAAAGGAAUCUCGAUCAAAAUCGCUCUCAGCCGUCAUGUCUACAACAACACAGCGUAUCGGGUUCGAAGGUAGUGCUUUGGGCGUACUAGAUGAAAGUGCUGCUACAUCACGUGAUGAUUUACAUAUAUUGAAAACUCCCCGCGAAAGCAUCACUAAAAUAGAAGAGAUGUCAUUUACUGAAAGAAAGGUACAGCCUAUUGCUUCAAAAACGACUAUGUCACUAUUUGGCCCGAGUCAGUUCCCGGCUGAAGAAAAGCAGGAAUCUACGGGAUUCCCAGUGGCGGGAUCCGAACAUGAGAGUCCCGAUCAAACUGAUUCAAUAAUCCCAGGGGUCGAUCGACUUUUGAAAGAAACCGCCAGUUCAAUGAAGGAAAUUGAAAAAAUGUCUUCGACUGUUAUUUCAAUGAUUCAGACAACGGAGAAGAAGGCGGAAACUGUCAAACAGGACAGCAAAAGCUCAACACUCGCUUUCCCUCUACUUGACAGUGGUAAAUCAACUCCAAUGUCAGUCGAAAAGGAUAAAUCUCAAACUUCCAGCAUUAAAUCGACUAGUCCUCAUGAUAAGGAUUCGCUAGAAGGAAGCUCAGCGUCAUUGAAUACUUUUAUCGAAAAGGAUAGCCUUUCCGAAAGCACGAGCAAACAGGUAACUAUCAAGAUGAGUGCUGUAGAAGAAAUAACUGAUUCGAAAACUAUGGCUACAAGUACAAAGGUAGAAAGCAUUGAAUUGCUUGGCGGAACCAAAACUCCACCAACAGCACCGAUCAGUCCGAAUGUUGGAAAGGAAGACUUCAGUUUGGGACAUCAUAUUGAAAGCACCGUGGCAAGUACCACUGCAACGACUGUCACUUCAACAAGUCAGAUGUCUGUCAAGCAACAGAAGGAAGAUGCGUCUGGUAUUUCAACACCUAAAGAGUCUGUACCGUCUGGAAAGAGCAGCCCAGGUCUAAUGUCAGUUCAUACAGGUAGUACAGAUAGUGCGUCAAAGUCAAUCAAUCUCGGCCACAGUUCAGGUAUUGAAACAUCAGAAUCAUCUCCCAAACCAACGUCCCCAUUCCCGAAAGUAUUGGAUACGUUGAAAACGGAUGAUGUAAAAACAAGCUCUGGAAUGAGUACUCCAGAUAUGACUCGCACCUCUACACCGGAUAUGGUUGAUUCUCAAAUUGAGCGCAUUUCCAAAGACUUAAAAGAUGAAGUGAAAGAGGAGGUAACUACCACGACCACCACUACGACAAAGCGUUACAUAAUUAAAGAUGGCGAAAAGAUUGAAGUCGGAAGUACUGUCAAGACAGAAGUUUCAGGUGAUUCCAAAAAGGAUGACAUUAGCAGUGCGGGUGAAUCAUUGUCGACUUCUACAACUACCACUACUACUACUACAAAAGCUGUUAAGGAGGUCAUCAAAACCCCAGCAAAUCUCACUUUGUCCUCAACAGAAGAUCGUAGUUUAACUGACGAGUACGACGAAAAGGAUGUCCUUUCGCCACGAUCGGAUAUUUCUUCAGGACAAGCUUCACGAAUUGUGGCUGGCUGGCAUGACGAAGAUGUUCCCGGAUCGCCUAUGAGUGUUACUUCCCAAGCCCCACUAUCACCAAGCACGAAAUAUACCUACGACUAUGAAUUACAACAUUCGAGUUCCGGUGUUAGCAAGAAAUCCGAUAUAGAAAUCGAUGAUAGCCAGGAUGAAAUACCUCCGCAAUAUGGAAGUGAUGAGGUCAAGUCGGCUAUCACCAUUGUUUCGGCUUACAAGCCAGAUCCCAUGAGUACCUCGUUCUAUGGACAGCUCCCAGACGUAUCGGAUUCAACAAUUACUACUUCUACAACAACUACAAAAUCUGUUCCUAUUCCAAUCACUGCUGGCAAAGCAUUCACCAAGACUUAUAUGGAAUACGCAUCCAGCGGUGACAGCAGCGUAGAUUCCAGUCAUCUCCACAAGGCUAGCGAUCGCAAGUACCUAGACGAAGCCGAUCUUGACUUCGAAAAGGUGUUCACCAAGUCCGACAAUGUGGAUUUGAUGACCCAGUCAAUGCACUUCUCCAGUGAAACGGAAUUUAUGGCGGGUACAACAACCACAUCUUCCGCUAUGACGACGGUGGCCGAUAGCAGUAAAAAGGAACUGGACUUCACUGCCAGUGGUCUGCCAGCCACAGUGACGGCAUUGCAAGCACAAACCACACAGGCUACCACAGCACAGUCUAGCACUACUGUUACGACCAGUGGAAGUAGCACUCAACAGGCUCAGUCAGACAAAGAGAAAGAUACUCUGGCUUCGUGGGGAAAGCCACUGGGGCUGCCCUCUCCAGCACCAUUGAACGACGAGAACAUGAAGACUACCCCCAAGAAGGAACGCAGAAUGAUCCUCAGCAAGACGAAGCUAAACAACGAAAAGAACCUACGGAAACGGUCGGAAUCGCCCAUCAAGGCUGCGAAGAAACCUUCCCCGGUGUACGUUGAUCUGUCAUACGUACCGCAUCACGGAAAUUCCUACUACGCAAACGUGGAAUUCUUCAAACGGGUCCGAGCUAGGUACUACGUCUUCUCCGGAACGGAACCGAGCCGCGAGGUGUACAACGCCCUACUGGAGGCAAAGCAAACCUGGGAAGAUAAAGAAUUAGAGGUAACUAUCAUUCCAACCUACGACACGGACGUGCUCGGUUACUGGGUAUCGGAGAACGAAGACCUGCUUGCCAAGUAUCACAUUGACCUGUCUCCGUCGGCCGCACGCUGUACGAUCAACCUACAGGACCACGAAACAUCAUGUUCUGCCUAUCGACUGGAAUUCUAGGCGAGCGGGAUAUUUGUAGCAUUUUCCAGCGAUAUUCACACGGUCCACACACAAUCCCAGGGUGGAUCCUCGCCUGGGGACUCCUCGAUUGCCGCUGCGACAGUGGCCUUCGUCGAAGCCUCCAGUGAGGAAGUGCACCAUCGCGCAUAGAUCUCCCCCGGUUUGAAUCCCGUAGUAAAUAACCCAGGAGAAUGCCACCCAUCCCUAUUCCUGUAUACAACACGUACUUGUAGGGUUAUGUUUCUAGACCGUUAGGGAUCCAUAGGAUCUCUAGAAUUUAGCAACAGGGUCUCUUUCUGGUAGCUGGGAAGAGGCAAACAUUUCGAAUUUCUUAAAUUUAUUCCAAUGAAAUGAUUUCGAUUUUUUAAGAAAGACAUACACACAGAUAUUCCCACUUACAUACAUAUAUUUAUACACACAAAAACACACACACAUACACAUUUAAUGUUCUGUAAUAGGUGAUAGUUAGUAUUUAUGAAACAGUAGCCUAACAAAGGAGUAAAACAAAACCAAUACAUAGGAGAAGACAAUUAAUAUGAGCUUAAAUAUCACGAACACAAACAGCAACCUAAAAACAAACUUCGCUGUAAAUCGAACCUCCUUCUCAGUGAUAGAUAACAGUGCGAUCUAACCUCAACUGCUGACCGAUAAAACCCAAAGAUUCUAGGAGCAAAUGCCAAGCCAAAUGAUCCCAAACUAGUCGACGUCGAGGAUAGACACAUAAACCGUAUCUAGGAGCAAACUCGUACCUAUCAAAAAACAAACAUGUUAAAAACACACACGACGAACGAGUCGUAGUGAAUCGAAAUGAUUAAUUCCAUGACCCUACAACAAUGCUAGAACAAGGUAGUUAGAGUUGUGAUAUUGUUUUAAAAAUACAAUUCUGGCUGCGGCACUAGAAGUAAAUCGAUUUAUUCUUUAAAUAUAAAAUUUACAUCAAAAGACCGUGAGCGAAAAAGUUCUUCUUGAUCAAUACUGAAUAUUAAAGGUCGUAACUUUUCCUUAGUGUGACAGUGUUUGACCUCAUGUUUCUGUUCAUUAAAACCAAAGUUAUUAGAAAUGAGAAACACUACUUCCUUAUUGGUUGUCGACAUAUUGCAAUUUCGCAGUGCAACGCAAAAUUACGCACGCAACUUCCGUCUAAAGUAUUUUUCAGAACAUAAACAUACACACAUACACAAAUACAGAAACAUGCAAGCGUAUGCACCAUAUUUUAGAGAGCACUUUUGAAACAUUCGAACCGACAGCAAAGAAACCGACGCCAUUUUGGAAGUAUUUUUACAACGAUCAACAAAUUAGUAGAGGAGCUAUGAAUGAAACGAUUGUUAUGCUUAAUAUUCAUGCAAAACGAAAACAAGGCGUGAAUUUUGUUAGUUGCACUGCGAGAUGGAGACAGUCUAAAGAAGUGAAAGAAAACUAAACGGGACAGUCUAAUCAAAUUAGUAGAACUAACAUUGCGAUGAAAAUCCUCACAACUUUCACUAAUAUAUUUACGAUUAUAAAAUUUAUUGACACGUUGGCCUGUUGAAUGACUCAGUUGUCAUUCUGCAAAGGCAAAUUAUCAAGAUCGUAUAUUUUUAUAUAUACAAGCUCGUACACAGGAUUGUUGGCAAAGGAGCUCGCCUCCGGCAAAAAUUACGGCAGAAUGAAAUCUGGGAAGUUAUUAAGCGAUGGUUAUUAUAAAAAAAAACGUCUUUAAUCUUGACUAAACAAAAAUCUGCAAAUAUAUACAUAAAACAAAAAGAGAGAAAAUUGAUAAUAAAAACAACGCUAUCUGAUAGGGUGAAAAACUUGUUCCAUAUUGAGUUUCUCCUUUUCUGUGCAACAAUAGAUAAAAACGAAUCUUUCAAUCCAUCACGAUUCUAAAUCUGACUUUAAAAUAAACAAAUUGAUUCCAAUGCCAACGCUUGGCGAACCCUGUUAUUAUCAUAAAGUACCUACGUCAACAACCUCUCGCCCAAAACCCAGGUCCUCUUUCUACAUACCAGCUAUAUUAUAGUACUCGUUCAUCAAGCUGCAAAAUCUUUGAAAAGAGCAAGUUUCUUAGAUUAAAAAAGAAAGUUAUUCUCGAACAAAUAUUACAAUUAAACAGACAUACAGUUAAUUGAUACUUGCAAACAAAGAACAAAUCUUAGAAAGUAAAAAAAAUCUUAGUGAUGUUUACGCCAGCUAAAUACUUAUUAAAAGAAACAAAUAACAAAUGUUACGUAUAUAUAGACAUCAACAGCUAUCACGUAAAUAUACAAACAAAACAGUGCAGUAGCUUUAGCAACAGAGCAUUGUAGUCUUCUGUGUGUACUGGAACUGGAAGCAGAGGAUUGUUGAAUGGAAAUUGACGAUUUUUUAUAUGCAAUUUUAAGCUUUUAUAGUAGUGAUGAUGACCACGGGACACAGCUUAACAACUACGGAUAUAAACCAAAACCGAAUCAAGACCGACCCUUCAAAAGGCUUCAAAAUACAGUUAGUUAGCGAUUAUCGAAAACAAAACAAACAAAAGUCCAUUCGCAUUGUUUCCAGACUGGAACGCAAGGAGUUUCGCUUGGUUGCCAUCUAUAUUUUCGUUAUGUUUGGCUACUAUUGUAACAAAAAAACCUAAUCAUUGUCGAAAUCAAUGAGAUUAAUAUUUUGUGGUCAAGAAGGCUGAUGGACAAUACCUUGGUAACUUUUUAGAACAAGCAUACGGGAAAGUUAGCCAACAUUUGAAAAUGUUUUUCAAUUGAUCUAAGCCUUGGUUUCCAACUAUUUAUUUUCUACUGCGAAAUAAUUUGCAGACAUGCAGUUUUGUGAAUGAUUAUGAUUGUUAUCAACCGAUAGAUACCGGAAAUGAAUCGCGUUGCGGAAACGCAUAAAACGUCAGCAUAAAACCAAUAAAGAAAUCGUAACGUUGUGCUAGGGAAAUGCCGGAAAUGCCUUUUCUAGGAAAGAAUCAAUGAAUUGAAAAUCUGUUGUAAAGCAAACAUGGGUUGCACCAAAAAGCACGCAAAUAUUGUACGUAGAGUAAUGAACGAACAGCAAACGAUGGCUUAUGCAAAUCAAAAAAUGCAUGUCAGAAACUUUUUGAAUGUGAUUUUACAAGCUAUAUUCAGUUGUUUUAAGUUUUGCAAAGCAUAGCUGUGUGUAUGUAGUAACGAUAGAGCACGAACAAAAAUUUUAAUUGGUUUGCGCGAAAAAUUAACGCAAUAAGUUAUAUUGUUCCUUGGUUCAAGAAAAGAUUGCAAAGAGAAGACUAAGAUAACACAUAAGAAAUGAUAUUAGAUUUAAAAAAUAACAAGUUUGCAAACACUUUUUGGAGGAAACAAAUAGAAAGAACAACACAUGUAUUUAAAUAGCAAAAAAAAAUAUCAAACCUGUCAGCUGUAUUAUGAUUAUGGCAGAGUAAAGAAAACAAUUUUAGCUUCAUCUAGUCAGUUGAUUCAAUGUUUCGUCUGUUAAAAGAUUCCUUACGAAAACCAAAAUCAAAAAAGCCUGCAUUGCACCUACUAAUUAUCAUGCAAACAAAUCAUUCAACUGUUGGUAAUUGCUCGAAAUAAUUAAAACUAACAACAACGUGGAAAAACAUUAUGCAUUUGUCACAAAAGCACAGAAACCUUUGAAUCGAUACAUUUCCAAUUCCCCAACGCACGCAGAUUCUCGAACACGAUCAAUAUAUGAAAGAUGAAUAAGCUUCACACAAAAUCAAUGACACGUACCGUAUAUUUUUGCAAUCUAUGUCGUUGUAACACAUCACGAAGAUGGUCAUCCGUGAAAACCAGGAAUGUAAAAUGGUAUAAUGCUAUAACAGAAGAUCAAAUGAAAGGCAAACCAAACCAUUACAUAAAAUAUGAAUAAUCUAUAGAGAAAAAAAAACAAAAACCAACAAAUUCCAUAUAAAACGAAUCAAUUUAAUUGAAAAAUAUAAUCUAUUAUUAUGAUGUAUGGUCAAACAAAAAUACAAUGAUACAAACAACUGUAUUGAAAAAAUCAAAUAAAAAAUAUAAAAGUUAAAAUGUAAAA
This is a messenger RNA of Armigeres subalbatus, 19640 nucleotides long. It is a transcript of the gene futsch, whose product is annotated as microtubule-associated protein futsch. Gene Ontology annotation, molecular function: actin binding; microtubule binding. Gene Ontology annotation, biological process: microtubule cytoskeleton organization; dendrite development; axonogenesis. Gene Ontology annotation, cellular component: microtubule associated complex; cytosol; neuronal cell body. The record is from RefSeq and is a predicted model, not a curated record. NCBI's taxonomy places the organism in Eukaryota, Metazoa, Arthropoda, Insecta, Diptera, Culicidae. The transcript has 6 exons. The coding region runs from base 1179 to 15647 and encodes 4822 amino acids.